UCGCCGCCAUUUCUAUUGGGAAUAUCGGAGAUUUUCGGAAAGUGUUGGUUGGCUCUGUUUGUGGCGAUUUUUUUCUGAAAUUUUCUCAAUUAAAUCCAGUGCAAGUGAUAGUGUGUUUUCAGAAAAUCUAGGCGAAUCGUUCUGGCUUAGUUUGGACGUGAAAUAAUCGCGAAUAACCUCAGUUUGAGGUUGUUUUUGGGCUAAAGAAAAGUUUGAAGUUGUUCGAGAUUUUCGCCUUGCGUACAUAGAAAGUUUGACAUAUUCCAAGUGACGGCUGCUGAAAUUUCCUGAAAAAAUGACGGCUACAGAUCAAAUGAGAGCGAUGUUGGACCAGUUAAUGGGGACGACAAGAAAUGGUGAGACCACCAGAUACACGAUGAAAUUUUCGGACCAGAAAGUCUGCAAGAGCUUCCUCCUGGGAUGUUGUCCUCACGAGAUUCUCGCAUCCACGCGUAUGGAUCUUGGAGAUUGUCCGAAAAUACAUGAUUUAGCAUUGCGAGCAGAUUAUGAGAAUGCGGCCAAACAUAAGGAUUAUUAUUAUGAUGUUGAGGCCAUGGAACACCUGCAAGCAUUCAUAAACGACUGUGAUCGUCGAACAGAAGCCGCAAAAAAGCGUUUAGCCGAAACACAAGAAGAAAUGACGGCUGAAGUAGCCGAAAAGGCCAAUGCUGUCCAUGCUUUAGCCGAAGAAAUUGCAAAAAAACUGACCAAAGCCGAGCAAUUAGGCCAAGAAGGUCAAGUUGAAGAGAGCGUCAAAUUGAUGACUGAAAUCGAUGACUUACGCGCAAAGAAAAUCAAAGCCGAACACGAGUAUCGUUCUUCAAUGCCUGCAUCGACAUAUCAACAGCAAAAGCUUCGAGUUUGCGAAGUAUGCUCUGCAUAUCUUGGCAUUCACGACAACGAUGUGCGGCUAGCCGAUCAUUUCGGUGGAAAAUUACAUCUGGGUUUCAUGGCAAUCCGUGAAAAGCUUGCCGAAUUGGAAAAGACAGCGGGUCCGCGUAAGGCUGAAAUGAAACGUGGCGGAAGCUAUCGUGAUCGUGACGAUGACAAGUACAAGUCACGAUAUUAUGUAGGUGGUCGGGAAUUGGAUCGACGGUCUCGUGUCCAUCGGUCACGGAGUCGGGAGAGAAAGUCAAAAUCGGGCAGCAGUCGUAGACAGCCAUCCCGAUCUCGAAGCCGCAGUCGAAGCCCUAGCAAUCGUAGUAGCAGCAGCCGUCAUCAGUCACGCAGGCGGUCUCGCUCAAGGGAUCGGGAUCGUUAUUGAAAAGCAACGAGGCGUGGCCGAGUUGGAUACAGAAAUGGAGCGGACACGUGAAUGUGAGUUAGAUUGUUAGGGACAGGAUGAAAACCGCAAUAGAUUUUUAUUAAAUUUACUUCAA
Molecule: messenger RNA, 1379 nt
Organism: Hermetia illucens (black soldier fly)
Lineage: Eukaryota; Metazoa; Arthropoda; Insecta; Diptera; Stratiomyidae
Product: putative RNA-binding protein Luc7-like 1
Exons: 4
Coding region: 296-1264 (322 amino acids)
Biological process (GO): mRNA splice site recognition
Cellular component (GO): U1 snRNP; U2-type prespliceosome
Molecular function (GO): mRNA binding
Source: RefSeq, a predicted model, not a curated record